Messenger RNA from Asterias rubens (European starfish), 1255 nucleotides. Its product is annotated as RNA-binding motif, single-stranded-interacting protein 1-like. The coding region runs from base 26 to 1045 and encodes 339 amino acids. The record is from RefSeq and is a predicted model, not a curated record. The transcript is spliced from 10 exons. Lineage: Eukaryota; Metazoa; Echinodermata; Asteroidea; Forcipulatida; Asteriidae. Gene Ontology annotation, molecular function: poly(A) binding; poly(U) RNA binding; mRNA 3'-UTR binding. Gene Ontology annotation, cellular component: cytosol; ribonucleoprotein complex; nucleus.
AAAAAUAAUUUCAACCAAGGCAAUAAUGGAUAAACAAACGAACAGAUGUAAAGGCUACGGUUUUGUAGAUUUUGACUCUGCAUCAGCAGCUCAGAAAGCAGUGGUUGCGCUACAAAGUCAAGGAAUACUCGCACAAAUGGCCAAGCAACAAGAACAAGAUCCCACCAAUCUGUACCUGUCCAACCUUCCCAAGAGCUACGAUGAGAAAGAGCUGGAGAACAUGCUAUCGCCUUACGGUCACGUCAUCAGUACCCGGAUACUAAGAGACAGCCAAACGCAGCUCAGUAGAGGGGUGGGAUUUGCAAGAAUGGAAUCUAAAGAGAAGUGUGAAGAAGUGAUCAAGCGUUUUAAUGGUUACCUAGUACCUGGCCAGUUAGAGCCCUUACUAUGCAAGUUUGCCGAUGGUGGCGUCAAGAAAAGGAACCAAUACAACAAGCAGCAGCAGCAACAGACGGCAGGAGGCAUGUGGCAAGCACAGCGGCCCGACCAAAGCCAGCUAUCGUACGAUUCCGUGUACCAGAGGAAUGGCCACAACCUUGGUAACACCGUGGUAGCCCACCAGAUGAUCCAAUCUCCAUACACCCUAGGCUCACAACCCAUGGCUUAUCCCAUCCAAACCAACACGACAGGCUGGAUGCAGCCUUCUGCCUCGCCCUACAUCGUACACACUCCAGUUAGCUCACACAUGGGUGGUUCUAUCAUCACACAGUCCCCAGGUAUGGAACAUGGACUAGGGAUGCAGAGUACAGCUAUGAUGCCACAGAUUACACAUCAAAUGAACCAACUUCAACUUGCUGGAUCGUACAUGCCUGCAACCCCCUACACCCAUAUGGGCCAGCAGACAUACGCCCAUGGGACCACGGUUCUUCAACCUGUUGCUGUAGAGGAGAUGUCUAGUGUCUCAGUACCAUAUGAUGCCUCACAUUCAACCCCUCAAACCUCCCACCCGUCUUCACCUCAGGAGCAAGUUGAGGACAUGCACGCCCAGGGACAACCCCAGCAGUAUUAUGCAGCCGCGCCGGUGGUCACGGCCCACGCCAAAUAGAGAGACAGAUGCAGAAGGGGACAUCAAUUUUGUCUUAAUGCCGUCCCGUCCUAUUAAACAGAAAACACACUCCAAAGCAAUCAAGUAGAAGAUGGUAUCGCCAGGAAAUAGCUGUAAAAUAAUUGUAACUAUGACCUUUGACCUCUACCUACAAGCAAAAUUGCUGCUAUGGGGUGUAUAUAACAUUAUCAACAUUCUCCCCUUGGAAAG